This is a messenger RNA of Diospyros lotus (date-plum), 2003 nucleotides long. RefSeq names its product phospholipase A1-Igamma3, chloroplastic. Gene Ontology annotation, biological process: lipid metabolic process. Bases 44 to 1573 code for a protein of 509 amino acids. The record is from RefSeq and is a predicted model, not a curated record. NCBI's taxonomy places the organism in Eukaryota, Viridiplantae, Streptophyta, Magnoliopsida, Ericales, Ebenaceae. The transcript has 2 exons. Gene Ontology annotation, molecular function: glycerophospholipase activity.
GCAGUGACAUUUCUAAGAAGGAAACUGAAGCUCGGUCUUGAUCAUGGCUUCUCUGCAACUACCCCUCAACAGUCGAAAGUCUUCUCCACCUCAGGUUGUUUUCUCCCCAAGAUUAAUUGGCCUCAAAAGAACCCUAAAUCUCCACUUUUCAUACAAACACAUGAUUUCACCCAACCAUGCAGCAGCCCUAAGAUGCUCGUCCAUCGCCCCUGCAAUUCCAACUCCUACUCCAACUCCAGAAAUGGAAGAAGAAACCAUGGAAGAUGAGCGGCCGCUUCAUCAGGUUUGGAGAGAAAUCCAUGGCUGCAACGACUGGCACGGCCUUCUCGAUCCCAUGAACUCUCAUCUCCGGCGAGAGAUCAUCCGGUACGGCGAGUUUGCCCAGGCCUGCUACGAUUCCUUCGACUUCGAUACCCACUCCAAGUACUGCGGCACCUGCAAGUACUUGGCCGCCCAUUUCUUCCACAAGCUUGACAUGGCGGAUCGAGGCUACCUGGUGAGCAGAUAUCUGUAUGCAACUUCAAGCAUCAACCUCCCCAACUUCUUCCACAAGUCCAAGCUGAGUAGCAUUUGGAGCCAGCAUGCAAACUGGAUGGGCUACGUGGCCGUCGCCACCGACGAAGACGAGAUCCGGCGGCUGGGCCGCCGUGACAUCCUAAUCGCAUGGCGGGGCACGGUGACAUACCUCGAAUGGAUCCAUGACCUAAAAGACAUAUUGUGCCCAGCCCAUUUCCGACAAGACGCUUCCAUCAAAAUCGAGGCAGGGUUCUACGAUCUCUACACCCAGAAGGAAAAGUCGUGUAAUUUUUGUUCCUUCUCCGCCCGUGAACAGGUUCUGUCCGAGAUCAAGCGGCUUACAGAGCUCUACAAAGGUGAAGAGCUCAGCAUCACAAUCACAGGCCAUAGUCUUGGCGCAGCCCUGGCCAUACUAAGCGCCUAUGACAUAGCUGAAAUGAAGUUGAACAUUUACGAAUCUGACGACGAACAUUCUGUCGCUAAAAUUCCCAUUACGGUGUUCUCCUUCUCGGGUCCUCGAGUUGGCAAUCUAAAGUUCAAGGAACGAUGUGACGAGCUCGGAGUUAAGGUCUUAAGAGUCAUCAAUGUCCACGACAAGGUCCCAACAGUUCCAGGAAUCUUCGCCAAUGAGAAGUUUCAAUACCAAAAGUACAUUGAAGAGACUCUUUCAUUUCCAUGGAGCUAUGCUCAUGUUGGCGUGGAGCUUUCUCUGAAUCACACGCAUUCACCAUUUUUGAAACCCACAAAUGAUCUGGGUUGCGCUCACAACCUCGAGGCUCACUUGCACCUCGUCGACGGGUACCACGGCGUCGGCCGCCAGUUCCGGCAGGCCACCGGACGGGACCUUGCGCUAGUGAACAAGAGCUGUGACUUCUUGAGGAGUGAUUAUGGGGUGCCUCCCUACUGGCGGCAGGAUGAAAACAAAGGGAUGGUGAGGACAAGUGAUGGCCGGUGGAUUUUCCCGGAAAGGCCGAGAAUGGAGGCUCAUCCUCCUGAUACUGCUCACCACCUCGAGAAAGUGCUUAAAUUUGCCUACUCUUCUAGGCACACUACAUAAUACAAAAGAUCUACUUUGCUCGAGCCUUAUUGACGCAUGAGAUGAUCAAAGGGGUCAAAAUAACAUAACUGCCAUCAUCCAAGGAAAAUGCUUCCACUUUCCUUUCAUGCCCGCCUCCUCUCUCUUCUCUUUCCCCUUCGCCUUGCCUCACGCCGACCGAUGCCGCCUUCUCCUUUGCCUCGCGUCACGCUGGCCAAUGCUGCAUCGCCUUGCUGCCUCGUCUCACACCAACCACCGUUGUAGUUUCUAACAAUUAACAAUGCAACUCUGUAUUAAUAAAGGAAAAGUAUAAAUUAAACAUGGUGAUUAUAUAUAUAUAACUUUACAACUUUUUUGUAUCAUUUGUCAUCAAGAGUGAUAUAUAUCCAUAAUUAGAAAGAGUAGAAACCAUCUCUGCUUGUAGAGUCCUGAAUUUUUUAAGUCUGUUUAA